Rodentolepis nana is the source of this 1314-nucleotide messenger RNA. The record is from the annotation of a GenBank genome assembly. Lineage: Eukaryota; Metazoa; Platyhelminthes; Cestoda; Cyclophyllidea; Hymenolepididae.
AUGUUAUUAUCAGAAGCAGAAUGUACAACACUCACUCAAAUGCUUUUAUCUGGCGUUCGAAUUGAUGGUAGAACCUUAAAAGAGUACCGUGAAAUUAAUUUUCGCUUUCCAAGUGGCCAUCCAUGUGGAGGUUGUUGUAUAGUUAGUAUUGGUUCAACAUCUGUUCUUGCCAAAGCAUCUGCAGAAGUUGUCGAGCCAAAACAUUACAGACCGGCUCAGGGUGUUGUGUACGUCAACUUUGAUGCCACUGUAGUUUCUUCCUUGGAGGGCAAACGAAAGGGUCGCUCUAGGGAUGAUGAGGGCAGGCGUCUUUCCUCUGUUCUGCAAACAUGUUUCCGUGAUUGCAUUGAUGUUGAUGCUCUUUGCAUUGUUGCAUGGGAACGAGUAUUUGCUAUUCGUGUGGACCUGAAAGCCUUAUCUUAUGAUGGUAACCUUGGUGAUUGCGGCGCUCUAGCGGCUAUCGCUGCCCUCGCCUCAUUUCGACGACCGGACGUCUUUGUUAAUGACAUCGGAAAGGUAGUCGUUGACACCGCCAUGAAACACCGUCCACCUGUUCGCCUGAAUCUGCGACGAAUUCCAGUUCUUGUGACCUUGGGACUAACGGCAGACACCAAGGUCAUUUUCCAGGAUCCCACCCACCGUGAAGAGGCGAUUAUGACGGGGGGUCGAGUUAUGGUCGGUCUCACCGCUCAUGGGGAACUCUGUUGCGUCCACACAUCUUGCCUUACCACAUCUAUCCGCCCAGAAAGUCUUUCCAGAUGCAUUACAAUGGCGAAUAGCCGAGCUAAGUCUCUAGUCGCCUUGGUUCAUCGUGUUCUUGAGGGUUUGGAACGCCAGCGCGCAGCAAUGAUAGCUGCAGCAGCUGCUCGAUCGAGUGACCUUGAUAAGGCCAAUCAGGAGCUACUAGAUGUCCCCCUUGUUCUCAGUUCAACUUCCUUCCUCCCUGGAGGUGAAAAUGCUCCCGAUGGGCUGAGGCACGUAGAAGAGGGCGAAGUAGCCGGAGACUAUGAUGAUGACAAUGAAGAAACAUCAGAUAUGGAAGUGGACAGUGAAUCUGAUGGAGUAGUAGAAUCCAAAUCUGAAGGUGUUAGAAAUCCCUAUGGAGUUAUUGAAGUCUUGAGUCUUAUGGCAGAGAAGGAGAAGUUGGGAGCAGGAGGGAACGAUUUUGAGGAUUUGAAAGGAGGAAUCCAGUCAAUUGAAUCAGAUGUUACAGCGAAGAUCCUACCUUCGAGGGCGAAAAGUAGAAAAGCGCCUUUUAUUGUGAAGGUAGAAGAUGAGGAGGAGGAAGAGGAAACAGUUGUUCAACUGUCUUGA